Messenger RNA from Malassezia japonica, 1128 nucleotides. RefSeq names its product clathrin associated protein complex medium subunit (gene APM4). Gene Ontology annotation, cellular component: AP-2 adaptor complex; cytoplasmic vesicle. Gene Ontology annotation, biological process: clathrin-dependent endocytosis; intracellular protein transport. Gene Ontology annotation, molecular function: clathrin-cargo adaptor activity. NCBI's taxonomy places the organism in Eukaryota, Fungi, Basidiomycota, Malasseziomycetes, Malasseziales, Malasseziaceae. The coding region runs from base 1 to 1128 and encodes 375 amino acids. The record is from RefSeq and is a predicted model, not a curated record. The transcript has 4 exons.
AUGAUCUCGGGAUUCUUUGUGUUUAACCUGCAAGGUGCGCUGCUGGUUUCGCGGCUGCUGCGCAAUGAUCUGGGGCGCGGCAUUGCCGAUGCGUUUCGCGUGCACGUCCUCGCGAACCCCGAUAGCAGCGUGCCGAUCGUGACGCUCGGGAGCACGAGCUUCUUUUGGGUGCGCGAGGAGGACGUGUACCUAGUCGCGGCGACCAAGUGCAAUGCGAAUGCGGCGCUCGUGUUCGAGUUCCUGUACCGCUUCCAGUCGAUCUGGCGCUCGUACUUUCGCGCGCCGCUGUGCGAGGACGCGGUCAAGAAAAACUUUGUGCUGGUGUACGAGCUGCUGGACGAGGCGCUCGACUUUGGAUACCCCCAGAACAGCGAUGUGCAUGCGCUCAAGAUGUACAUUGCCAACGACGAUAUCCGCCUCGAGGACGUGGUGCGCGACGAUCCGCGCAUGAGCGUCGCGCCGGCCGCGCAGCAGGUGAGCUGGCGGCGGCCGGAUAUCCGGUACCGCAAGAACGAGUGUUUCCUGGACGUGAUCGAGACGGUGAACCUGCUCAUCAGCAGCCAAGGUGCGGUGCUCCGCGCGGACGUCGACGGCAAGGUGAUGAUGCGCGCGCACCUCAGCGGCAUACCCGAGUGCAGCGUCGGGCUCAAUACGGAUCUCGGGCUCGAAGGGCACACUGCGCGGCGCAGCGCGACGGCGGUCAACCUGAACGACUGCACCUUUCACCCCUGCGUCCAGCUCGACCAGUUUGACCAGGACCGCAGCAUCCACUUUGUGCCGCUCGACGGCGACUUUGAGCUGAUGCGGUACCGCGCGACGGCCAACGUCAAGCUCCCGAUCAAGAUCCAGGCAGUGGUCGAGGAGGUGCAGAACAAGCGCGUCCUCUACACCAUCGUCCUCCGCGCGACGCUUGACGAAAAGCUGCAGGCGACCAAUGUCGCGCUGCGCAUUCCCGCACCCCGCAGCACGACCCACGCGCGGUGCUCUGCGACACUGGGUAAGGCGCGGUACGAGGCGGAAGACCACUUCAUUCUGUGGCGCAUACCCAAGGUGCAGGGCGGCAGCGAGCACACGCUGCACGCCGAGGCAGAGCUCGCGCCCAGCACCCAGCCGUGCACUUUUCCGUGA